AUGGCGGCCACGGACCAUUCCCGCUCCGAAGCUGCCAAACAGCGACGGCAGGAUCAGCUCCAGCGAUGGCUGGGCUCGGAGACGGACCGGACGGGGUCGGAGGGCCGGAAAAGCACGGGCGGUUCUGGGACGCGGCGGGCUAAAGUGCAGUUCGCACAGGGCGCCGUGUUUAUGGCCGCCUGCUCCGCCGGAGACCGGGAGGAGGUGGCGGCGCUGCUCCGACAAGGAGCCGACAUCAACCACGCCAACGUAGACGGGCUGACAGCGCUGCACCAGAAUCACCCGUAUGUUGAUCUGUCGGCGAAUGCUGAUCUGUCGGCGAAUGCUGAUCUGUGGCGGAUAGAUGUGGAUAAAGCCCGAAAGGAGGAGGAGAGGAUCAUGCUCCAGGAUGCCAGGGCGCUGCUGGAAGGAGGCGGCUCUUUGACGCCUCACCCCAACACCAAGGCGACCGCCCUGCAUGUCGCCGCAGCCAAAGGUUACAUCGAAGUCUUGAAGGUGCUGUUACAGUGCAGGGUGGAUGUGGACUGCAGAGACGUAGACGGCUGGACGCCUCUGCAUGCAGCAGCUCACUGGGGACAGGAGGAGGUGUGCACCCUGCUCGCUGACCACAUGUGUGACAUGGCCGCCGUCAACAACGUGGGGCAAACGCCUCUAGACGUUGCAGACGAGAACCUGGUGGACGCCCUGGAGGAGCUGCAGAAGAAACAGAACGCUUUACGCAGCGAGAGACAGAAACAGAGUCCUGUUAUUGAGACCAAUCAACCAAUCUCCAUGGUACCAGUCCGCACUCGCAGGACAUCUAUCUCUCGCAUGAGCAGCAAGGAGAAGAUAGGCAUCCAUGAGCGGGAGAAGCACCCGCCUCCUGCCCUGCCCAGUAGUCCGGCCGAGGAUGACGAGGAGGAAGGCCAUACGGGGCAGAGCCAGGCGAAGGCCUCCAGCAGCUCCAGCUCAGAGGAGGAGAGCGAGUCGGAGAGCGACGCCGAGUCCGAGAAAGCUAAAAAUAGAGAAAUCAUAAACAACUUAAACAACAAGCGAAACACCAGCAGCAUGCUGUCUACCUCCAUGUCGGGGAGUACCACUGCAAGCCAGGGGAAAAAGGAACCAAGUAAGCCUCUGGCCACCGAGUCUCCGGGCUCAUGGAGGACGUCCCUGAGGAAGGCGGGCAGCUCGGUGACCCUGGGCUCAGCUGGGCUCUCAGACUCCAUCCAGGACCCAAGCAGGGCCACAGAGUCUGGACUCAGAAUGAGCCGCUCCGCCUCCAGCCCGCGCCUCAGCUCUGAGGCCAACACCAAGGAGCCAAGGCUCGCUCGAGUGCCGCCAACUCCGACACGGAGACUCUUCAGUAUUCCAGAUAACAGCUCUGACGGCUCCAGCAGCUGGCUAAGCCGUAGCUCGUCUUACACUCGGCGACUUCAUAGUCAGUUAGGGAAUGAGUUCACUAGCUCCACGCCAUCUUUGCUGCACAGCUCGUCUUACACGAAGAGACUGGAUGACGCCAACGUGACCUCAUCAAGUACAGGAACCAGCUCUGCUGGACUCAGCCGCCUUAAUAGUCUGUUAGCUCAGAGGUAUUUUAUCUCAACUAUUGUUUUGUGGCUUGGAGUUUGUGAUUGUUAUGCUUUUUUAAUGCCUAAAAUGGGGACAUAAAGAAGCUAAAGUGUG
Cyprinodon variegatus (sheepshead minnow) is the source of this 1662-nucleotide messenger RNA. RefSeq names its product protein phosphatase 1 regulatory subunit 12A-like. The coding region runs from base 1 to 1647 and encodes 548 amino acids. NCBI's taxonomy places the organism in Eukaryota, Metazoa, Chordata, Actinopteri, Cyprinodontiformes, Cyprinodontidae. The record is from RefSeq and is a predicted model, not a curated record. Gene Ontology annotation, molecular function: protein binding; enzyme inhibitor activity; phosphatase regulator activity. The transcript is spliced from 12 exons. Gene Ontology annotation, cellular component: Z disc; cytoplasm; A band.